Molecule: messenger RNA, 1578 nt
Organism: Aureobasidium namibiae CBS 147.97
Lineage: Eukaryota; Fungi; Ascomycota; Dothideomycetes; Dothideales; Saccotheciaceae
Product: MFS general substrate transporter
Exons: 3
Coding region: 1-1578 (525 amino acids)
Biological process (GO): transmembrane transport
Molecular function (GO): transmembrane transporter activity
Source: RefSeq, a predicted model, not a curated record
AUGACUUCACUCAACUCCCCUUCCCCCUCCGGCACGCGGCAGAGUACUGACAAUCUGCUCGAACAACAUGGAUGCCAUCUCGAGGACAACAACACAGUAUGCUGGAACGACGAUAGCAAAGACCACCCGAGAAAUUGGGGACCGAUCGCAAAAUGCUACACCACCAUCAUUAUCUGCUGGGUCGAAUUAUACAUGACUGGUAUCAGUUCGGCAGGCACCGCAGCUUCUGACUCUGCUCGAGAGGAGUACCACAUGAGUAGGACACUCGGAGUCUUCGCCUUUGUCACCAUGUACCUGCUCGGCCAGACUUUUGGAGGCAUCAUUUGCUCUCCGAUAUCAGAAACCUUUGGCCGACGUACUCUAUACAUUGUGUCCUCGGCCGUCUUCUGCAUCUUCUCGGUCAUCACAGCAGCUGUGCCUUCGUCUAUUGCGGUAUACUUUGGUCGCUUCUUCCAAGGCGUCGCCGCCGCUGUACCUGCUUGUGUAGCAUACGGCAGUAUUGAAGACAUGUGGGGUGCUCAGAUCAGGAUCUGGGUCGUGUACUGGUACACUGUCUCUGGCUUCGUCGGCCUCGUGCUAGGUCCUAUCUAUUCCUCAUACAUCACCCAUUACUACGGCUGGCGAGUAGUCUUCUACGUCUCUGCCAUCGUAGCCGCCAUUUCUACAAUCCUAUCGUUUUUCAUGAAAGAGACAAAGGCCGAACAGCUCCUGCAACACAAGGUGGACGCCAUACACUCCGAAACCGGGCGCGACGACCUGAACGGACCAUCCUCCUCCGAAGGCUUCUCCUUCAAGUCCUUCGUCAAAGACUCACUCUUCCGGCCCCUGGUCUUUUUAGUCACAGAACCUAUCGUCUUCUUCUGCUCUGCCCUCUGCGCCAUCGCUUUCGGUCUCAUCUACGGCUUGACCGAGGGCCUAACAGUCUCCUACACCAACCCGCCCUUCGACCGCACCUUUUCCCAAACCUCUUCCUCUCUAUCCUUCAUCGCCAUCCUCAUCGGCAUUCUCCUCGACGUCUUGCCUCGCUUCUACGACGACUACCUCUUCAAAAAGUUCCGCGCACAAAAACGUCGCCUUCUCCCCGAAACCAAGAUCCGAUCCUUCGCUAUUGCUUGUCCUGCCCUCGCUAUCGGUCUUUGGAUCUUCGCUUGGACAAUCCCGCCUAGAGUCACUAAUGUGCAUUGGGUAUUCUCCAUGAUCGGUCUCGCUUGCGUUGGCUUCGCAACCGCUGAUUUCAGCUACGUGCUUUUCGGCUACUGCACUGAUACCUAUGGACCCAUGGCUGCUUCUGCAGUCUCCUCACUGAGCACCUGUCGCACUAUUGCCGCAGCAGUGUUUCCUCUGUUUGCAUAUCAGAUGUUUUCAGGCUUGGGGGCGAAUGUAGCGGCGAGUAUUUUGGCGGCAGUAGCGACGUUGUUUGCAUUCACGCCGAUUUUGUUUUUGAAGUAUGGAAGGACGUUGAGGAAGAAGAGUAAGGUUGCUGCGAAGGAUGAGGAUUGUUUGGUGGAGGAGAAUAAGCAUAUGGAGGAUGAGAAGAGGAGUGAAGCGGAGAAGGAGAAGCAAACGCAAGAUGUUUGA